Anopheles stephensi (Asian malaria mosquito) is the source of this 5707-nucleotide messenger RNA. Its product is annotated as protein single-minded-like. Gene Ontology annotation, molecular function: DNA-binding transcription factor activity, RNA polymerase II-specific; RNA polymerase II transcription regulatory region sequence-specific DNA binding; protein dimerization activity. The transcript has 7 exons. NCBI's taxonomy places the organism in Eukaryota, Metazoa, Arthropoda, Insecta, Diptera, Culicidae. The record is from RefSeq and is a predicted model, not a curated record. Gene Ontology annotation, biological process: regulation of transcription by RNA polymerase II. The coding region runs from base 515 to 4105 and encodes 1196 amino acids.
AGGUCGUGUCGACGGGACAGGGAAGGAAAUGGUAAUGUCGUCCGUCCGUACGGGUCAGAAGAACGGUUCAGUUGGGACACGGUUUUAGACGAUCACAAACCUUGCAGGCGGGUGUUCCUGUGUUGCGUCCUGUGUAAGGAUCUCCAGAAAGUUGCACAACAAACGAGUGCAUUGCUAGGAUCGCGAAUUACGGUUUGACUGGCGGAUAGUGUUCGGUUCUGCAUUAUUGGCAAGUGAUUGCACAGAAAAUCGGUUCAAAAACGUGGCGAUCAAUGCUAUGUUCUGUGGCUGUGUGCGUGAAUUGUGGUCUCUUUAGACCGAUAAUGAUCCUGUUAAAAUAGUUAAGUGUUACGGAAGUGGUUUAAAUAGAUUCCGUGCUUGCUUUUAAGAGCGGCAAGCACGCGUCUUCGAUCAAUCAACAACAGUCCAAUUUUAUCAAUCCACAUAUAUCGAAAGGUCGACGGGUUUCUGUUCACCCUAUCAGGAUCUUUAAGGUCCAACCACACGGUGUGCGAUGAAGGAGAAGAGUAAGAAUGCUGCCCGGUCCCGGCGAGAGAAGGAAAAUGCGGAAUUUCUAGAGCUAGCCAAGCUGCUGCCAUUGCCGAGCGCAAUCACAUCACAGCUCGAUAAGGCCUCGAUUAUACGGCUUACAACGUCCUACCUGAAGAUGCGAGCAGUAUUUCCCGAAGGGCUGGGAGAUGCUUGGGGCUCACAGCACAUCCCAAACAAUCCUCGCGACCUCGCUAUCAAAGAGCUUGGAUCACACCUUCUGCAGACACUGGAUGGGUUCAUUUUUGUCGUAGCGCCGGAUGGAAAGAUAAUGUACAUCUCCGAGACGGCCUCGGUACAUCUUGGGCUCAGCCAGGUGGAGCUGACCGGUAACUCGAUCUACGAGUACAUACACAACUACGAUCAGGACGAGAUGACGUCGGUGCUCUCGCUGCAGCCAAACAUGUUUGUUACACCAUCACCGGCUACCGGCACCGGUACCGAAACCGCCGGUACCGGCCCACUGCUAUCCACUACACCCCACUCGUCGAUUGCCGAUCCGGGCACAACAGCGUCAGACUCUCCAAUAUCACCGUUUGCAAGUCUGCUGCAUCCCGGCGGUGCCGACUCGCCACCACAAAAUCUCGCCUCGACCGGCGCAUCAAUUGCCGCAAUCGGCAGUAACCUAGGUCAAACGGUACCGCCCGGUCUGUCGCCUAGCGAUAUGCAAACUGCAAUGCACCAUCAACAGCAGCAGCAACUGGGCGGUGGGACGGGUGGCCAUUCGCCGCUCGGAACCGUAAAUCCUCCCACGUACGGUGCGGGCACGGUUGGGUACGGGAUGCAGCAUCCCCAACAGCCCCACUCACAUCAUCACAAUACUCACCACGGUCAUUAUCACCAUCACCAUCAUCAUCAUCACCAUCACAGCUAUGGGCAGCACCACCUCUCGCAGACGAUUGAGAUCGAGCGUACGUUCUUUCUGCGAAUGAAGUGUGUGCUGGCGAAGCGUAAUGCAGGGCUCACUACCAGUGGCUAUAAGGUCAUACACUGUUCGGGAUAUCUCAAGGCGCGCAUUUACCCAGGCGAUGCUACGUACGGUGAUGGACACAGCUGCAUUCAAAACUUGGGACUUGUGGCGGUCGGUCACUCACUCCCACCGUCUGCCAUUACGGAAAUCAAACUCUACCAGAACAUGUUUAUGUUUCGCGCCAGCAUGGACCUGAAGCUGAUUUUUCUCGACGCAAAAGUGGCACAACUCACGGGAUACGAGCCGCAGGAUCUAAUUGAAAAAACACUCUACCAGUACGUUCACGCAGCAGACAUCCUUCACAUGCGUUACUCACAUCAAGUCUUAAUGUACAAGGGCCAAGUUACCACCAAGUAUUAUCGGUUUCUAACGAAAGGCGGUGGUUGGGCGUGGGUACAAUCGUAUGCUACCGUUGUCCACAAUACACGCUCCUCGCGCCCACAUUGCAUCGUCAGCGUGAACUACGUGCUGAGUGAUCAGGAAGCGCAGGAUCUGUUGCUGAAUGAGGUGCAGCAGCCGCAACAUACCGGAUCUACACAGCAUCAGUCUUCCCCCAAUGUCAAACCGGAAGCAAUCGCGUCCGGAGGCGUCGGAGGUGCUGGUAAUGGAAAUAAAGAGCGAACCGUUAGUGAACCGGCGACAGCGCUGGCCGCCACUAUGACACCGGUGUCUGGGUUAACUUCCGGCGUUCCUGCCCACAUGUCUCCGAUCGGUGGUACAGUGGUGGGCGGGAAUGCUACCGGACGGCGGGGAAGUUCACAAUCACUGCAACCUCCUCAUCAGGGUAGCCUGUCCUACAACUCGCUGCUAUUAGGAAAAGAUCUUCAAGAACAACAUCACCAACAGCAGCAACAACAGCAGCAGCAGCAGCAACAGCAUCAACAACAUCAACAACAGCAGCAACACCAGCAGCAUCAACAGCAUCAGCAACAGCAACACAGCACCUUCAUUCAACUGGCUAGUCUAGAAGAUGAUGCCAGUCUAGGCCCUAUUCCGGGUGCACCAUCAGCCUGUCUGGUAACCCAUCCCGGGUCUUCUAUGCCAUCUGCACAUGAAGAUUAUGAUCUUCAGAUGCAGUUCAGCGCUGGCGGUACCCACCAAGAGCCGAACACAGCCAGCACCGGGUACUGUAUGAACGCAACUCCCUCUGGCGGAAUGCUCGAUGGACAUACGGGAUCACACGGUGGGCCGGACGGUAGUGACGCGUUUCUGGAGCCAUACUACGAUCAAUUCUACGGUGGAUACGAUUCCCGGCAGGAUCCAAUCUCUUUACGCCCAUUUUCCGCAAGUUCCAACAGCUGUAGCAGCUCGGAGGGUGAGGCAACGCUGACACAACAUCAACAGCAUCAGCACCAGCAAGACCAACAACACCAGCAACAUCACCACCAUCCACAGCAACAGCACCAUCUCCAGCAACAGCAACAUCCACCACCCAGCUACGGGAGCAUGACGACUGCUUCCCUAUCAAUGUCCGGUGCAGGAACAGGUGUACUGCGGCAGCAUGUUGGUGCCGGUGGCGAUCAAAGCUACGGUGACCUUCACCUAGAGAGCCAUUUUGCGCCUACGAACGGACAUCAGCAGCAACAUCAACACCAUCAACACCAACAGCAACAUCACUUAGAACAGCAACAUUCACUUACGAACGGUGUUGCUAGCAAUGGGACAUCUAAUUUCCUGUACGAUGCUUCCCCGGCCACGUUGGACGGCAGCACUAGCUCUGCGUCCCCGUUCGAUGGUAUCUCACAACAGCAGACAGCGUACGAACAUCAGCACACCUUGCACCAUCUCGCUCCGGCCACCCAUCAGCAUCAUUUCCGGCCGCAUGGCGACCUGCAGCUCGGUGACUCACCUUUAGUGAGCACGUCCGGUAUGCUCGGAGGGGUAGGGUCGCCUGCCCGGUCCUCGACAGUUGUAGAGCGGGAAGAAGCAACCACCGAUACUGGCGCAAACCCCUCCAAACUACCCAACCAUUCCGUAGUGUCAUCACUGCCGAACGGCAACAAUAAUGGCGGUAAUAGCAAUGGAAAUCUCACCAACAACUCCAACAAUCCUCUGCAAGCGACAAACAAUGGCAGUAACCGAACAACUAACAGCAGUAUAAUUAUUAGUACCGCUGGCAGCACGGAGGGUAACCAUGGUGACGCUAAUGGCGCUGCUGGUGUCGUAACGAUCAACGUUAAUCUGAACCAUAUGCACAACCACAGCAAUAACAAUACCACCAACAGUAACGCCCAUCUACUUACCAGCAAUAAUAACGAACAUAACGGUGCGAUUAACAACAACAACAACAAUAACACCAAAAGCAACAACAAUAAUUUGCACAGUGUGAAAGGAUACGGUGCCGAGAACGUCCGCACGGUCGGCAUAGACAGUAAGAAGUCUGCCGUCGAUGGCCGAAAUCAAUCGAACCGCCAGCAGCAACACUUUGCCGAUACGUACGGCUUGCCGCACUACACGAGCGUUAUCGUCGAGUCGGCAACAUCGACGUCGUCGGCAGGAUCCAGUACGACCAACACUACCAGUACUAACGCCAACAAGCAGCAGCUGUCAUCGACCGAAUACGUUCCCCAGGAGCAGUGCACGUAAAAGUGGUGUCGUGCCCUCGGAGGAAAAAGAAAACGGAGGAGAAGAAAAAUCCAAACGCGGCAGAUUAUUAUAAUAUCGAACAUCGAACCGAGGGCGGACAAUGCCAGGAUCAAUUUCCAUUCGAGCACUUUAAUCAAUCGGAUUCGCUCUCUCGCUCUGUGCAUCGCAUCGUUGGCGGUAAGCAACAACAAAAAAACGUAGAAACUCACUCCGCGGAUUAUUUGUUAAGUCGUAAUUUAUGCGCAAAACGACUAACCGUUGUUUUUGUCGGACGCGUUGCCCAGGGAGCGAAUUUUUCCGCGGUAGGGAAAAUUUGGCGGUCGGGAAGCCUUGAUAAAAUGGGCAAUCUGGUGCGAUUUUUGUUUUUUUUUUUUUGCAACAAGGGAAAACCGGAGCACUUGACAGAAAGCACCACAUUCAUUAGGAUUAGCAGGCGUGGGUCGGUAGUGGUGACGAUCUUAACACCAACAAAGGCUAAUUAAAAGCGGACCCGUUCUCUUUUUCUUGUGUUUUCUUUUAAGUUACAUUACUAUUUAACUUUAUUUAUUGUAUGUCGCUUCUUUUGCAAUUGUUUUUUUUCGGUUUGUUUUGUUUUAUAUCAUACGCCUUUGUUUUCUUUUUUAAUCCAUGGGGACUCUCGGGAGGUGCAAACAUAAGUGUCAUAAGUUCGUUCUCGUUUCGUCUCUCUCUUUUUGCCGUUUUUCCACAAUCUUUUCGAUUCCUUCUUUCCAUGACACCGUCUUUGUCCCGUGUGAGCAUGCGGGAAAUAAAACGGGUUGGAAUUUUUGAGCAGGCUGGCUGGCUGGCUGACGGACUGGCCGACCGGCCAGGAGCACAGAGCUACAGCGGGAAUCAGUGAACAUCACAGUUAAUCAAUUCAAAUACAAUCAAGGGUACUGCUUGUGUGUAGAUAAACGACUACUUGCAUCGGCAUUACAUGUGUUCAAGAACUAUGAUUAUUAAUUAUUCUACCAAUGGCAAAUAUCGUUUACGACUGGUGCGAGAUUGUUAUUUGUCCAUCCCCGAAACGCAGUGUGUAUUGCAAGGGAGCAAGCACCAUGCUGUUCUGCCGCCACCCUGUUAUUGGUUUUUGGGUACCCUUGAGUACAACGUGUGUGCCCUGCAUGUCUAGGAUGCUCUAUUUGUUGUGGGAAGAUACAAAGUUACCAAUCACGACACGGUUUCGUUUAAUCAUUUCCUGGGUUUUGCUUUGCUGGAUCAAGCUGUCACACGAAAAGUACUAUCUCCUUCUUUUAUCCACCUUGCACUACCCUUCUGCUUAGUUACAAUAACUUAAGUGUGUAAUGUUUGAGAUAACUCGAUGCCUUCAUAGCCGCUUUAUCACUUUCAUUACCGUUUAGCCCAUUUCAUACGGCUAGCUGUGCAUCGAGAGGAUGUGUAGGCCGCAUAGACAUGAUACGGUGUUUUUUUGUUUUUGUGUGGAAUAUUGUUCGUUAAACGGUGCGUUACACGCACACUCACAAUUAAGGCGGUUUACUACCGGCUGUUUGGCUGCUAGUAGAAAGCGGCUAAUACACCACGUGCGUUUAGACCACCUUGUUUUUCACUACCUACACAUUUUCACGUCGACCAAAAACGAAC